Molecule: messenger RNA, 2733 nt
Organism: Saccharomyces kudriavzevii IFO 1802
Lineage: Eukaryota; Fungi; Ascomycota; Saccharomycetes; Saccharomycetales; Saccharomycetaceae
Gene: CDC13
Product: telomere-binding protein CDC13
Exons: 1
Coding region: 1-2733 (910 amino acids)
Biological process (GO): telomere maintenance
Cellular component (GO): chromosome, telomeric region
Molecular function (GO): DNA binding
Source: RefSeq, a predicted model, not a curated record
AUGGAUACAUUAGAAGAACCUGAAAGUUCUCCGCAUAGAGCACGCGUUUUUGUAACGUCGACUAAAGAGUUUGAAAGGUAUCCCAGCAAGGCAAUCGUCCCUGUCCAGUUCGUGGCACUCUUAACCUCCAUACAUUUGACUGAAACAAAAUGUUUGCUAAGCUUUUCUAAUUUCAUGGGCGGGGAAGAUCCAGUGGAGAACCGCUAUAUAAUUAAACUGAAGUUCAAAGAUAGAAGUUCAGAAAGGCUGGCACGGAUGACGAUAUCCUUACUUUGUCAAUAUUUUGAUAUCGAAUUUCCAGAUUUGGAUUCACGCUCAGCAUUGGUACUGGAAGACAUUCACCUAGAAAGACUAUGCUUUUCAAGUUGCAAAGCCCUAUAUGUGUCAAAACACGGGAACUACACGCUAUUUUUAGAAGAUAUCAAACCGCUGGAUAGAAUGAGUGUAAUAAACAUUAUAUCCACGGACUCUAAACUUAGCGGAAGCAAUGGCUCACUAUCGGGACCUAGUCUGAAACCGCAUUUGAAGGAAUCGCUCACAGAUAUUUUCAACAAUUUAAUCAAAAUAAAUAAGGAUGAGAAAAACUGCUUCAAGUUUGUGAAGUUGAUCGACUAUGACAUGGAAUUGAAAAAAUUCAUUCAAGAGCGACAAGAACUUUUAUUGCAGGAAUCGAAGCCCAAACCAGUUGAUCCCUUUUUUGUUCCGAACAGAAUGGGCGUGCCUUACCUCGAAUCGCAGAAUGAGUUUAACUCCCAGCUUAUGACGCUCAACGCAGCUGAAUCAAUUGCAAACACAGCUAGCAGAAGAGAAGACCUCAAUGACACCGCGGACCCCAUUGAGGACUCCGAUGCCUCAACAGCCUCUUCCACUAGUCCGUUUUUGAGCUCAAGAUCGUAUAUCCAGACGCAGACACCCGAAAGGAAGGCGAGAGUGCCAGACAAUUGGGUCGAUCGUGAUUUCGAGGGGAAAAAGAAAAGGAAGCUUUCCUUCACGACCGGUGGCACACCUGUUGAUUAUGAGCGGCUUUCGUUAGCCGGUGUGGGCACGGUUGAAAGAUUUCAGGGCAAGUUUGUCGGGAUGUACCCGCCUGAGUUCAGCAGUAUAAGUGAGUUCAAACGCUGCACGCUGAAACUAUAUUUUACAUCAUUUUUACCAUCCUCCAAGACCCCUGAUAGCGUGCUGAUACCGGGCACCAACUGCAUCGAGAUCAUCAUCCCCACAACAGAACGGAUCCGUGAGCUGUUCGGCACCUUAAACUGUCAAAGCAGCAAGAUAUCGAAUAUUCUGCUAUUGAACAAGCCGCAUCCCAUUUCCGUGGAGAUUGAAAAGAUUAUGUGGGAAAAUGACGAGACCAUUAGACCCGGGUUGGCCGUUUGGAACUUGAAAAACAUCAAUACGGACACGCAGGUGAAGGCACCUGCGCCAUUAUCGCCACUGGUCAACCCGCUUCGCACGAAGAUACGUGAACUGGCAAACAAAGACCCCACCAUCGAGUUUCGUGAGCUGCAGCUAAACACCUUCGAAGCAAAAUACGUGACGAUGUUUGGCAUGCUGGUGUCCUGCUCGUUUGACAAACCGGCGUUCAUUUCCUUUGUCUUCACCGACUUUACCAAAAAUGACAUCGUCCAAAACUACCUCUACGACAGAUACCUAGUGGAUUACGAGGCCAAGUUGGAGCUCAAUGAAGGCUUCAAGGCUAUCAUGUACAAGAACCAAUUCGAGGGCUUCGAUUCGGGCAUCGAGAAAAUAUUCGCUAAGCGGCUAAGCAGCUUGCGGAACGGCCGCGACGAAAACGUUUCGCAAUACGGGAUAGUGUGCAAGAUGAACGUAAAAGUGAAAAUCUACAAUGGCAAACUGAAUGCCAUCCUGCGUGACUGCGUGCCGGUCCCACGCUCCCAGGCAGACAGAAUCGCUUCACCGUCGCAAUGCGAGCAUUUGGCCUCGUUUUACCAGCGGGCGUUCGAUAGAAUUGGCGAAUCGGCAAUUUCACGCUACUUCGAAGACUACAGAACGUUUUUCCCCAUUCAGAGAAACGACUCUCACCUCGCGGGAUUAAAGCCCGCUGUAGCAAACCACAGACAAGAACGCGAGCCAGCAGAGCUACAGACCGCGCCAGCCCUCAACGAAUACAUACCAGAUCUCAACGCAGACGUGUCGUCCUUCGACGUCGAGUUCACUGACGUGUUCCAACUCCUAAACUCCCUGGCCCACCGCCGCACAAGGCCCCAACAGACGCGCAAGAGCAACACGUUAUACAGUUGUGAGGGCCGCAUCAUCGCCAUAGAAUACCACCCCUCGGACAUCUGUUUCCACAUCACAGAUGGCCGGGACCCUCACCGAGCCUUGCAAUUACACAUCACUUCCUCCAAGAACUUUGCAUACUUUUUCAACGGCUCAAACACCUACUUGCAGGGUCACCACCUUGAAAAAACACACAACCAACUGGCACGAUUUCUCGGCCAUCCAUUCAAGUUCAACAUAACCUCCUCGUUCAAGUCGCUCCCUGGUACUGCCAUGGCACUGCAGAUCUGGUAUCCGAUCGAAUGCACGUUUCGGGAAUUGCAGCAGCAACUGGCCCACCUGAUGGCGGCCGCGACUUCCAAUUCAGGGAGUCUUGUUUACGGGAUUACCGCUACCGCUAAUCCUCCGCAACUUCUUGCCGCACUAGAUGGCGUCACCGUCAAAAGAGAGGAGGACAAUGACGAUGACGCCGAGGCAGUUCCCGCCUCGUGA